Molecule: messenger RNA, 1306 nt
Organism: Lotus japonicus
Lineage: Eukaryota; Viridiplantae; Streptophyta; Magnoliopsida; Fabales; Fabaceae
Exons: 5
Coding region: 81-1163 (360 amino acids)
Source: RefSeq, a predicted model, not a curated record
GUUGUUGUCACUUUGCUUCUUCUUCUUCUUCUUCUUCUUCUCUUUCUCUCUCAACAUGACGCGCUUCCAUUUCUUCUUCCAUGGAACUUCCACCACCACCACCACCACCACCACCUUCUUCUCAUUCUAACUUCUUCACUCCUCAAAUGCACGACCCCAUUUUCUUCCUCCUCUUUGCAUCCCUCUCUCUCACCUUUUUCCUCUCCUUCUCUCUCUACAAACGCUUCUCAAAACACCCAACUGAAGAAAACAAACAAAACCGCCACAAAGAUGGUUUAACCCGACCCGAAAAUUCCGACCCGGUCCGAUCGGUUCUGAUGGGUGGUGCUCUGCCCUCUGAUUCCGAUGACCCGGAUUCGAGUCCGCGAGGGAAGAAGAAGAAGAGGAAGGCGAAGAAGAAGAGAGUGAAUUCCGGAGCUGAAGAGAAGAAUGAGAGUGCGGAUCCGGGUUCGGAUUCGGGUGUUCGGUUUGAAACCGCUUGCUUGUACCCGUUUACGUCUUCUAGUAGCGCUAUGCAGAGGAAGAUCAAACAGCAGUACGAUGAGCUUGUCAAAAGCAAUGAUUCGAAGAAAUUGACACUGGCACAGGUUGUACAGUUUGCUAAUAGUUUGGUUGAUGCUAGGGAUGAGCUACAACACAAGGCUGAUGCGAUCCAACGUAAGUUUAUAAUAACAAAGGCUUUACUAUGCAAGGCAAACAGAUCUUCUUUUGACCGCCUUCAUCAACAGAUAUACAAGCUGGAAUUAGAGCAAAAACGAUUAGAGGAAGAUGCUUUUGUUUAUAACUCGCUUCAACAACAACUCAAACUCUCACCGGCAUACCAGAAGAUGCUUGAACUUGGGGCUUGCAUGGAGAAGGAAAAAUCGUGUGGACAUGGAGAUAACAGAGACGAUGAAUUUGCUGAAAUCUCCUUUGAAGAAUUAUUAGCACAAGAGAAGAAGGAUUCAUUUUGGUUAGUUUUAUGUUGUUCUUUCGCUCCGUUUUUUCUUAAGUUUGUAACUUCAUGGAGCCUCUUUUCACUUUUGUUUUCUCAUCUUGGAGAGGAAAGGUUGUCUUACAACUCGCCAAUAACCACUUUUUUCUGUAUUUGCACAGGCAAAAAAAUGGGAAAUCAAGACUAUGCUCAAGUUAAUAACAUACUAGUUUUGCUAACUGUAAACUGAGUUAGUUUAGUGUAUGUACAUCCAAUAUCUAUAGUAGUGUACUGUCACAGGAAUGUUCUUUUUGGUUUUUGCCUGUGCCAUCUUUGGUUGUUUUUUUGAAUAUAGAUGAUACAAAAACUUCGAGUUUUUUGAAGCCAGUAAAA